UGUCAUUCGUAAGCAAAGGUAAUGCAAUAAAAGUUUUGCGCGCGCAUUUCCAUUUUCAACUCUCGCGACAUCGUUGACGAAAAUGUACCUCGGUACAUAACGGAGCGCCAGCGCCACAUGGUGUGGGUGUAUAAAAAAAAUAACAUUCGAUUCGUGUGUGUGUGCUCGCUCGCUCUCGCUUUCUCUCUCUGUCUAUCGCGUAACAGCGGCUUUACCAAUUAAUGUGUCUUUGUGUGUGGGAGUUUGUGCGAGUGACUGACGAUUCCCUUUCGAAUGCAAUUCGUUUCGUUGAUUUCUUGCAGUCUCAGUUGUCGUCGUAGUCCUCUCGUGUGCUGCUCGUGGCCUCAGCGGCAGCAAAUGGCCCCAACAGCUCAGUGACGCGCCGUCGUGAGCUCAAAGACAGGUUAACGCGCUAUUUAACAAAAAUAAUACUGAAAGAGAGAAACCGCAAAACAAAAAUUUGUUAGCCAAUGACGAAGCAUGGAUUCUGUCAAUGUCAAUAGCCAAUCCGUGACAAGUGAAUUCAGUGAGCAACAACAACCCGAUGAACGGUCGAUGAACAACAACAAUACAACAGCAAUUAACAACAAUCACAGCAACCAAAGCAGCUACGGCAACUGCAACAUAAGUGCACACAAGCUCCUGGUCAGCGGCAACAUGAACACGACGGCGAUGCUGAUGCAUCACCAGCAGCAACAGCAGGCGGCAGCAGCGGCCGCCGCAGCAGCAGCAGCCCAACAACAACAACAGCAGCAGCAGCAACAGCAGCAGCAGCAGCAACAUCAGCAACAGCAACAGAAUGGUUGCCGCGACGGCAGCAACAGCUCGCGCGGAGCCGGAGACGAACGGCCAAAUGGACGCAGCUCACAUACGGGCAAUGGACGCGGCUCCAGCUGCUCGCCAGCCAGCAGUCCCACGCGGCAUGGCAGCGCUGUCAGCCCAGUGAGCUCCCUGAACCAUUCGAUGAUGGCGCAAAUGGCCCAGCAACAACAACAACAGCAGCAGCAGCAGCAGCAGCAGCAACAUCAUCAGCUAAGUCCGCCGCCGCAUGUCGCCGGAGCGCUGGGCACGGGACUGGCGCCACGCAUGCCGCACGGCUUGCCGCCGCACUCGCUGGGUCUGCUCAACUCGCUGCAGAUGAUGCACCACGCGUCGCCCUUGGAGCUGAUGGCCGCGGCGCAUCAUCAUGUGCCACCUCGUUCGUACAACUCGCCGCCGCCCAUCUCGACCUCGGAUCCCAGCGCCAAUGAGUGCAAGCUGGUGGAGUAUCGCGGCCAGAAGGUGGCCGCCUUUAUAAUCAGCAAUGAGACAAUGCUGUGCCUGCCGCAGGCUUUUGAGCUCUUCCUCAAGCACCUGGUCGGGGGACUGCACACGGUGUACACUAAACUGAAGCGACUGGACAUUGUGCCGCUCGUGUGCAAUGUGGAGCAGGUGCGCAUAUUGCGUGGCCUGGGCGCCAUCCAGCCGGGCGUCAAUCGCUGCAAGCUGCUCAGCUGUAAGGACUUUGAUGUGCUCUACAGAGACUGCACCACUGCCAGAUGCCUAUCGAUCAAGCCGCCAGAGAGUAACUCUCUGCAAUUCCGCAGUUCCAGACCGGGUAGACCGCCGAAACGUGGCCCUGUUGGCCUAUCGCUGCCGCCCUCGCAUCUCACACAGCAUCCGCAGCUGAAGAAGCAUCGCCUGGACAACGGUGACUAUGCCUAUGAGAAUGGCCAUAUUAGUGAUAUAAAUCGUAUGGAAAAGUCGCCGCUGUUGGCCAACGGCUAUAAUCCUCCGCCCAUUAACCACAUGGCCUUUAUGCAAAUUAAUGCCCAUCAUCCUGGCGCGGCGGCUCUCAUGUCGCCUGGCAUGCCUCCACACGGUCUCCACGCCCGUCCAGAGAGUCAAAUGCUGAAGGCGGCUGCUCAAAAUGCUGGCAUGUCGGCUGCCAAUAUGGAUGCACUGGCCCGCUCAGGCAUCUGGGAGAACUGCCGUGCCGCCUACGAGGACAUAGUAAAGCACUUAGAGCGCCUGCGCGAAGAGCGCACGGAUGAGAGACAGCAGGCCAUAUGCGCCGGUGGAGUUGACCGAUGCGGCAGUAUUGUGAACGAGCGGGAGUUGAAGCCCAGGGAUCUUAGCUCGCGCAAUUGCUCCCCCACGCGCCAAAGUCCAGUUCUCAACUUGAGCAAGUCCGGCGGGAACACGGACCAUGGCGGCAGCAACUGCGACGCCGGCAGCGACCGCAGCGAUUGUCUUUCGGCAGCGCCAUCGCCGCGUGGGUCGCGCAGCCUAGACGAAGGCAGCCGCAGCGUUGGCGGCGGUCCCAUAAUUGGCGUCGAGGACGACGAGGAGGAAGAGAAUCUGAGCGACGAGAACCAAUCCGAAGUCGAUGAACGCUGCUUGGCAAAAGACGACGAGGACUUGAGUGACACGGAGCGUGAUAAUCUAUCCACGGGUUCGGCGGCCGCUACCGCCGCCGCUGCUGCAGCUGCUGCUCACUUGCAUCAACAUGCUGCAGCCGCCACACACCAUCAUCCGGGACAAGCGCAUCAUCUCGGCGUGGUUGGCCAGCACGGAUCACCGACGGCUGAUGUAGCCGCCGCCGCAGCACUGCAGCAUCAGCGCGCCCUGAAUUACUCCCAGCUAGCGGCUGCUGCUGCCGUGGCCAAUGGUGCGGCAGGCGCCGCCGCCGGAGCGGCAGCAGCUAAUGGGCCUUCACCCGCCGUGGGUGGGGCAUUGACGCCUAAUGAGGCGUUGUUGGUGGCUUCCAAUGAUGGAACUGCGGCCGCUGCACUGGCUGGCGGGUUGGCUCUGGGUCCGCUCGGCCUCGAUGCUCAUGCCGUUGUGCCCGCAAGCUCCACGGAAACGUUGCUGAGGAACAUACAAAGUCUUCUGAAGGUGGCCGCAGACAAUGCCAGGCAGCAGGAACGGCAGAUCAGCUAUGAGAAAGCCGAGCUUAAGAUGGACAUACUACGCGAACGCGAGGUUAAAGAUUCCCUGGAACGUCAGCUUGUCGACGAGCGCAAACUACGUGUGCUCUACCAGAAACGGUUCAGACGCGAGCGCAAGAUUCGUAUCCGGUAUCAACAACAGUUGGGCGAUGAGAGCAGCAAAGGCAACACAAGCUCGAAUGCCAACAACGUCACCUGCAGCGAGGCAGAGCUGUGUGCAGGCAGCGCCGCCGAUGGCAAAUGCAGCAAUAUUAGCAGCGAAGGUGCUGAGGCGCUAAAAGAUACUGACUGCGGCAGUCGUGGCGGCAGUGAUAAGUCUGAGAAGUCCUUAAGCUCCUCAUGUGACGUGACCAGUCAAACGGUCCAGGCGGCAUCCGCCACACAUUCGGAUCCCCCUACCCACUUUAAACGCGAGCCGCACUCCGAUCACGAAGGCUCCAUGGAGCGCCAACAGUGCAGCAGCGCUGUCCGCGAUAAUGAAGCGCGCUGCUCCAGUCGUGAUCGCGAGGACCAACCACCCAUUGCUGCUUCUGUUACCACCGCCGCUGAGGGCAGCUUGGCAGCAGCCGCUGUCGCUGCAGCUACAGCUGCUACUGGCAACGGAAAGGCUACUUGGAGCUAUCCAGGCAUCGAUCUGAUGGCCACUGGCGCCUUCUGGCAAAAUUAUUCGGAAUCCCUCGCACAGGAGCUGGAAAUGGAGCGCAAAACACGUGCAGCGAAUGCUGAGCGCGAUGUGAAAAGUCCUUUGUCGGAGAGGCCGACGGCAUAUUACAAGAACUCGGUGCUCUUUGGAAGUGCCAACUAAGCUUCUAAUGCGGUCAGCUUUUGCCAAAGGCGACAAGGAUAUUUGAUCUCAAAGUGCAAUCCAGGUGGCGGCAUUGAGAAGUGCGCGUCUUGUGAGCGCGGCCGGACCAAAAUGCAGAACUCCAACAUUUUAGAGCAAUCUUAUGUAUAUACAUAUAUAUAUAUUUUAAGAAUUUAAACCAGUUAUGAAUAUUGAGAAUGUUCGUGCGAAAAGCGUUGGAACGGCUAUUUGUAGAUACUUUUAAAUAGCGAAAAUAAAUUACUUCCGAUACCAAGAUAUAAAGCAUAGAUAUAACCCAGUUGAAUGCUUUAGAUUUAUGGAUAGCUACUAGCAUUUUGUAUAUAGGCAUGUAAAGGCUUUUAAAAGUAGUGCAGGGCUGCCUUUAUUGGCUUCUACUAGUUGACAUAUUUAGCAUUGAGAAUCAAGCCACACAUUUUAUCAUAGCUUCGAACUACAAAAGCUUAAUAUAUAGUUUGUUAUACGUACCUAUGUAUGUAUAAAUAUUUUAAAAGGCGCUUUCUAGUGUUUUAAAUAGGUAUUAAAAUAUUGGUACUGGCGCGAGUAAGCUGGAGUUAAUUUGUUUUAAUUUAUUUAUUAGCUUAGAAACGCAUUAAGCUAUAUUUAGCUAUAUUUUAUAAAGUAAACACUUCAAGUAUUUCACAUGCUUACCCAUUAAACCAUAUACAAUUUAAAGUAAUAAUAAUAUAUAAAUUAAUAUAGAUAAUUAGACAUAAAUACACUCUUAAUUGAAAAAUGUGUUAUAAACUCGACAUUAAAUAUAUAUUUUAACGCUUCAUAUGCUAUUAUAUAUAUACUAAAAAUAUAAACAUUACAUUAAAUUUAGUCACAAUAGUCACUAAACAUAAUAUUUAAAAGAUAAUACUAUACAUUGAAACAAUAGUGUUAACUAAUUGUGCAACAUUUGUCGCUCGCUGCAAAAAUAUACAAAUUAUUACAAUAAAUACCAUUUAAAUAAUGCAGAAAAAAUACAGAAAAUCAGCAACCAGAGAAAAGCAACCCUAACAAAAAGUGAAGUUUAACAGUAAUACAUAAUAAAUUAUUAUUGCAAAUGCAUAAA
Messenger RNA from Drosophila montana, 4813 nucleotides. It is a transcript of the gene dac, whose product is annotated as dachshund. Gene Ontology annotation, molecular function: DNA-binding transcription factor activity, RNA polymerase II-specific; RNA polymerase II cis-regulatory region sequence-specific DNA binding. The coding region runs from base 481 to 3735 and encodes 1084 amino acids. Lineage: Eukaryota; Metazoa; Arthropoda; Insecta; Diptera; Drosophilidae. The transcript has 11 exons. Gene Ontology annotation, biological process: regulation of transcription by RNA polymerase II. The record is from RefSeq and is a predicted model, not a curated record. Gene Ontology annotation, cellular component: transcription regulator complex; nucleus.